AUGCUGAAUACCCUGGAAUUGCCUUUCUCCCCAUCGUGCUAUGACUCGCUUGCGUGGUCGCCCGAUGGUGAGCUCGCAGUGGCCAACGGCGAGCAAGUUCAAAUCCUGACCUCAAAACACACCGGAAGGGACACACAGCAGUCCCAAAGUAAAGAUCAAUGGCAGAUGACUCGCGUCCGCGUCAAUGCCUUCACGAACGCGGAAUGGCCACCCAUCUAUCCUCAAAAUCGGGACGAUUUCUCUAUCGGCGCAGAGAUGUCAAAUAGUACUGUGGUGGGACUUGCUUGGUCCCCACCGGGUCUGGCACGUUUUCGCCGCAGUGUGCUGGCGGUCCUGACCUCGAACCUCCUCCUGUCUCUAUGGGAGCCACUUGGGACCAAAGGCCAGUGGACCAGGGUUGCCAUUGUGAAUCAUAGUCUCCAGCCGGCCGCUUCCACUCCAUCACAACUCGAGGGCCUGGAACUUCGUCGAUCGAAUAUCAGAUCAUUCCAUUGGUGCCCGCCUCUCUAUGCACCGCCCUCCAGAAACACUCAUUCAGCCCCUGAACCCGAGACCCGCUGGGGUGCGCAUCUAUUGCUGGUUGCGAAUGAUGCAAAUGAAGUAAUAUUGCUCCGUAUUCGCAGAUCAGCUGCUGAGAUGCAGCCCUCAUUAAAAUCGUAUACGAUCGAGAAGGUGGCUCUUUACCAGGUUAAUCCGGAACAAGUGCAUUACCCUAUUCCCGGAACGGGCUCUCUGUUGCAGAAGGCCCUUCAAUCAAAAGCACGACUCUCAUCAAUCUCAUGUGGCCCAUGGGUGGCAUCACCUGAGCCAAUGGAAGACAGUGAUCACUCUGUCGUCGCAACGACUGCCGUCAUAUCUGGAGCGCAGCUGUAUGUUAUCAAAAUGACCGCAUCCUUGCGGAAGUUGACUGGUGGGAACAAUGACACAACCCGAUAUGAGACAAGGGCCAAAAUUGCAGAGCACCCGAUGCAAAACCUUUCGGCGAACUGGUCAUCUUACUAUAUUCAUGGCCCACUGCUAUGGGCUUCUACUGUACGUUCAGCGUUUUUCUCCCUAGAGCGGGAUUUCUCUGACGUAAAUAAUCAGCCAAAUGCCAUUGUUCUUAACGUUGGAAUCAAUGCUGGUUUUCUCACAUUAGCUAUUACACCAUCUAUAUAUGAUGGUACCAGUGUUGAAGCUGAUCGGUCUGCCAUUCGCGAGUGGGCUUUCUCGAAUUCAAUUGACGAGAAUGGUGAAGCUUCGACAAGAUUUGUGGAGCCUAUCUCGAGUAUGACGACAUUUCUUGAUGACAGAAGCGGUAUAUGCAGCCUCCACGUUGGUACCGUUGGGGGGCUGGGUAGUGCCAUUUAUCUUGACCAUCUCGAAACUGGCGACCUGAGUUUGCCACGGUGGAAUAAGCUCAUGGUGGAUCGUCAGGAGCAAUAUGACCUCGAUCGCGACCUUGGAGGCCAAAGUGUUGCGCGUAUCUGGGGCCUGGCUUCUUACCGCAAUGCAAUUGCUGUCCUCUUCUCGAAACACCCGACAGAUAUGGUUGAAUAUCGGGUGGCAUCUGACGAAAAAUCUACACUUAUAUUCUCUUCCGAAGACCCGGAAUACCCGCUCGAUCUGCCAACACUCUUUGCUCCAAACGAAACAGCAACAGAGUCGUGGUCUGCCCAGGAUCAGCGCGAGGCAGCAAUUGCAUUUUUGUUGUCCAGUACGGGCCAAGAUGGCACGGUUGGUGCCGAGGAUCGCAAACUGGUCUAUGCAGCGGCCUGCUGUGCUAUCGUUGAUCAACAGAACGAAUCAAUCCGCAGCCAAGCUAAAGAAUCGUUUGAAUGGCUAGCUUCAUUAACUGGUGCGGAUCUGAAUGAGGAGAUUCUUCAAUGCAGUGUCCCUUCUCCCAGUAUCUGUUCCAAGUCCCCCGAACAAUUCAGCGGCCCUGGGGGGCAUCUGUUUGAGCGCUGUGAGAUUUGCGAUGCCGGAAUCGCUUGGGAAUCUUCCAAGGAAGCGCAAUGUAUCGAAGGCCAUCUUUUCGGUAAUAACCUUCCCAAUCUCUUCAUAGAUCCUCUUCCAUUCUAA
Messenger RNA from Penicillium macrosclerotiorum, 2061 nucleotides. RefSeq lists its product as uncharacterized. The transcript is spliced from 3 exons. Bases 1 to 2061 code for a protein of 686 amino acids. Gene Ontology annotation, biological process: transcription initiation at RNA polymerase III promoter. Gene Ontology annotation, cellular component: transcription factor TFIIIC complex. Gene Ontology annotation, molecular function: histone acetyltransferase activity. NCBI's taxonomy places the organism in Eukaryota, Fungi, Ascomycota, Eurotiomycetes, Eurotiales, Aspergillaceae. The record is from RefSeq and is a predicted model, not a curated record.